AUUCUAAACUUAAUCCUUUCUCUUUCUCUCUCUCUUCACUUCAUCUGCAAAUUGAGCUGUAAGAAUGGGAGAAAGAUUGGUGCUAUCUGUUUUUAGGACAGUGAACUGAUAGGAGCCUGGAAAGGAGAGUUUACCUCUGAUUUUACAAUGCCAGUUCCUCUUGCUCCAUAUCCGACACCUCCAGCGCCAUAUACUCCUCCUGCCAAUGGUGCUCAAAGCCAGCUUGUGUGUUCUGGAUGUCGAAAUCUAUUACUCUAUCCAGUUGGAGCAACCUCUGUGUGCUGUGCUGUUUGCAAUGCAGUAACCGCUGUGCCACCUCCUGGCACAGAAAUGGCUCAGUUGGUUUGUGGAGGCUGCCAUACCUUAUUAAUGUUCAUCCGUGGAGCCACAAGUGUUCAAUGUUCGUGUUGUCACACAGUUAAUCUGGCCUUGGAAGCAAAUCAGGUGGCACAUGUAAAUUGUGGGAACUGCAGGAUGUUACUAAUGUACCAGUAUGGAGCACGAUCUGUAAAAUGUGCAGUUUGCAAUUUUGUGACAUCAGUUGGGGUCUCAGCUAGUGCUGCCGAACAGAAGUUCAACAGUUAAAAUUACUUCACACCCAAGUUGAUUAUUAGAAGCUACAACUUUGGUUUUGCACAUUACAAAUAUCCCCCUCCACGGUUGCAUCCCUCAGCAAAAUAGAGGAAACUCCCUCCUGUCAUGUAUAGAGUUAUUUUUUCUUGCGUGACUUAGUUAAGAAUAAGAAGUUUUGGCAGCAGGUUGGAUGUAUGAUAAGCAUUUCCAUCAGAGAAGACUUUUAGGUUGAACAAUCGACUAUCUCCUUCCGAUAAGAUAAUAUUUGUUUUCAUUUACUUUGCUAUGAGUAUGAGUGGCAUUAAAUACAGGGCAUAAAGUUUAUCUCUGAUACUUUUCUUUUUCUGCUAUGUAAUUGUCAAUGGUCUAAGUUCAAACAAUUGUUUCACAGUCAUUCUGGGUAUGCCACAUAUAUUGACCCAAGAAAAUCACAUUGGGGACCAAAUAGAUUUUUCAUUGAAAAUGUUGAGGUGCAGAUUUUAGAGAAUCUAGUUGAUUACGUGGUAGAUGAUGUGUGAUGACAUCAAUUAGUAACCUCUUCAGAGUUCAGACUAUAAAGUCCAGAAAAGUACUAUUAAGCAAGCACAUGUCGUGGCAAGAUGUAAGUUUCCAAUAAUUGUUUGAUUCGGCCUAUUAACUCAUCUAA
Durio zibethinus is the source of this 1219-nucleotide messenger RNA. Its product is annotated as protein LOL1. Lineage: Eukaryota; Viridiplantae; Streptophyta; Magnoliopsida; Malvales; Malvaceae. The record is from RefSeq and is a predicted model, not a curated record.